AGAUAAAGAAAUAUACGGGAAUAUAUAUAUUUAUAAGAAUUGAAUUAUGUUAUUGGGUUUUUUUGGACGUAUUAUUGAAAAAUAUGUGUACCCAGAGAAAAUGUCAUGGACAGGAAUUUUUGCGGGAAUGGGGAGAUAUACGGGGAUAAUUCCAAUAAAAUAUGAUUACGAGAUGUAUUUUGAACCUAUAUUAUGGGCGGCGCCGAAAAAAAAGACAUCAUACUCGAAAAAACGAAUGAGACAGGCAGGUAAAGGAUUAAAAGAUAUUCAGCAUUUUAGUUAUUGUUCUUCUUGUGGAAAGAAGAAAUUAGCACAUACACUAUGCAUAUUUUGUUAUAAGGAAGUCAAAGAAUUUAUAAAAUCCAGAUUUAAAUAAGAAAGAUAUAUGAGGAGUGGUAUUACUAUGGAAACAUGAAAAUGAG
This is a messenger RNA of Pneumocystis carinii B80, 422 nucleotides long. Its product is annotated as ribosomal protein L32. The transcript has a single exon. Gene Ontology annotation, molecular function: structural constituent of ribosome. The record is from RefSeq and is a predicted model, not a curated record. Gene Ontology annotation, cellular component: mitochondrial large ribosomal subunit. The coding region runs from base 47 to 376 and encodes 109 amino acids. Gene Ontology annotation, biological process: translation. NCBI's taxonomy places the organism in Eukaryota, Fungi, Ascomycota, Pneumocystomycetes, Pneumocystales, Pneumocystaceae.